GGCGAGGAUGAUCCGCCGAAAGAAGCGUCCUCCAUCCUGAUCUGCAGUCUGCUCUCAGCAGAGAAAAACGCCCUGGCAUAUAAGAGUUACCAGGACUGUAGCACCGGGAGGCAGCCCGCAGAUGGACCCAAAACUGGAGAGGGGCUCUACUACAAUGCUGCUGCACCGAACCUCUUGCACUCUUGCCGCUAUCAGGGAUCGGCUGACUCGGGUCCCGGUCUCAACAUCUGA
Messenger RNA from Pelobates cultripes (western spadefoot toad), 231 nucleotides. NCBI's taxonomy places the organism in Eukaryota, Metazoa, Chordata, Amphibia, Anura, Pelobatidae. The record is from the annotation of a GenBank genome assembly.